AUGGCUGAAGGUGUUUUCUCCGGUGCUAUCGGUAUCGACUUGGGUACCACAUACUCUUGUGUGGCUACUUACGAGUCCUCUGUUGAGAUUAUUGCUAACGAGCAAGGUAACAGAGUUACGCCUUCUUUCGUCGCCUUCACUCCUGAGGAGAGACUAAUCGGUGACGCUGCUAAGAACCAGGCUGCUUUGAACCCAAGAAACACUGUGUUCGACGCCAAGCGUUUGAUCGGUAGAAGAUUUGACGAUGAGUCUGUGCAGAGCGACAUGAAGACUUGGCCAUUCAAGGUCAUCGACGCCAACGGCUCUCCAAUGAUUGAGGUUGAGUACUUGGGUGAGACCAAGUCCUUCUCUCCCCAGGAGAUCUCCGCCAUGGUCUUGACCAAGAUGAAGGAGAUCGCUGAGGCCAAGAUCGGCAAGAAGGUUGAGAAGGCUGUCAUCACCGUCCCAGCUUACUUUAACGACGCACAGAGACAGGCCACCAAGGACGCUGGUGCAAUUGCUGGUUUGAACGUCUUGAGAAUCAUCAACGAGCCAACUGCCGCUGCCAUCGCCUACGGUUUGGGUGCCGGUAAGUCCGAGAAGGAGAGACACGUUUUGAUCUUUGACUUGGGUGGUGGUACUUUCGAUGUUUCUUUGUUGAACAUCGCCGGUGGUGUCUACACUGUUAAGUCUACCUCCGGUAACACUCACUUGGGUGGUCAGGAUUUUGACACCAACUUGUUGGAGCACUUCAAGGCUGAGUUUAAGAAGAAGACUGGUUUGGACAUCUCCGGUGACGCCAGAGCUCUAAGAAGAUUGAGAACCGCUGCUGAGAGAGCCAAGAGAACCUUGUCCUCUGUCACCCAGACCACUGUUGAGGUCGACUCUUUGUUCGAGGGUGAGGACUUCGAGACCUCCAUCACCAGAGCUAGAUUCGAGGACAUCAACGCUGCUUUGUUCAAGUCCACUCUAGAGCCAGUUGAGCAGGUCUUGAAGGACGCUCAAAUCUCCAAGUCCCAGAUCGACGAGGUCGUCUUGGUCGGUGGCUCUACCAGAAUUCCAAAGGUCCAGAAGUUGUUGUCUGACUUCUUCGAGGGCAAGCAGUUGGAGAAGUCCAUCAACCCUGACGAGGCUGUCGCUUACGGUGCUGCUGUCCAGGCUGCUAUCUUGACCGGUUCUAACUUGUCUGACGACACCAAGGACUUGUUGUUGCUAGAUGUUGCUCCAUUGUCCCUAGGUGUUGCCAUGCAGGGCGACGUUUUUGCAUGUGUUAUUCCAAGAAACACUACUGUUCCAACCAUCAAGAGAAGAACCUUCACUACCGUCCACGACGGUCAGACCACCGUUACGUUCCCAGUCUACCAGGGUGAGCGUGUCAACUGUAAGGACAACACCUUGUUGGGUGAGUUUGACUUGAAGGGCAUUCCACCAUUGCCAGCUGGUGAGCCAGUUUUGGAGGCUAUCUUCGAGGUUGACGCUAACGGUAUCUUGAAGGUUACCGCCGUCGAGAAGUCUACCGGUAAGACUGCCAACAUCACUAUCUCUAACGCUAUUGGCAGAUUGUCUUCCGAGGACAUCGAGAAGAUGGUUUCCCAGGCUGAGGAGUUUAAGGCCGCUGAUGAGGCUUUCGCCAAGAGACACGAGGCUAGACAGAGACUAGAGUCUUACGUUUCCUCCAUUGAGCAGACCGUCUCCGACCCAGUUUUGUCCGCCAAGAUGAAGAAGGGCGCUAAGUCCAAGGUUGAGGCUGCUCUAGCUGACGCUUUCUCCGCUUUGCAGAUCGAGGAAUCUUCUGCCGAGGACUACAGAAAGGCUGAGAUCGGUUUGAAGAGAGUGGUCACCAAGGCUAUGGCCACUCGUUAA
Eremothecium gossypii ATCC 10895 is the source of this 1842-nucleotide messenger RNA. RefSeq names its product ABL174Cp. The transcript has a single exon. The coding region runs from base 1 to 1842 and encodes 613 amino acids. The record is from RefSeq and is marked provisional. Gene Ontology annotation, molecular function: heat shock protein binding; misfolded protein binding; ATP-dependent protein folding chaperone. NCBI's taxonomy places the organism in Eukaryota, Fungi, Ascomycota, Saccharomycetes, Saccharomycetales, Saccharomycetaceae. Gene Ontology annotation, biological process: vesicle-mediated transport; protein refolding; cellular response to unfolded protein. Gene Ontology annotation, cellular component: nucleus; cytoplasm; plasma membrane.